Fulvia fulva is the source of this 711-nucleotide messenger RNA. RefSeq names its product Translin-1. Lineage: Eukaryota; Fungi; Ascomycota; Dothideomycetes; Mycosphaerellales; Mycosphaerellaceae. The record is from RefSeq and is a predicted model, not a curated record. Bases 1 to 711 code for a protein of 236 amino acids. Gene Ontology annotation, molecular function: sequence-specific DNA binding; single-stranded DNA binding; RNA binding. Gene Ontology annotation, biological process: RNA metabolic process. Gene Ontology annotation, cellular component: cytoplasm; nucleus. The transcript is spliced from 5 exons.
AUGGCGACAGGUGGAGGCGCUAGCGUCAUACAGCCAGGCAUAUUCGAGGAUUUGCAGCAAAAGAUCGAUGAAGAUUCUGCCGUCAAAGAUGCACUGCGCGACAUUGUCCAGAACCUCGAAAAGCAAGAUCGUGCUACUCAGUCGAUUUUGUCCCGAGCACAUUCGACUACUACAAACGACAUACUGAGUGUAGUCACGGCCGCACAGAACAACAUCGUCAGCGAAGUGCAGACCAUCCAACAGCUGUCCGCGAUAGCAUCUCAACAUCCGUACUACCGGUUCAACUAUGCUUGGUCACGGCAGAUGGAGAGCGUUUGCUUCACCAUUCUCCUCUGCGGCUGGCUAGGAGGCUUUGGCAAGAACGAGACCGGCAAGCUUCUCACUAUCGAGGAAGUUGGCCAGGUUCUGAACGUCCCCGUCAACCUCAAGGAUCGUGACGCCUUCCACCUCACUAUCGAGGAGUACCUGCUGUCACUCAUCACGCUCCUCGAUGAGCUCGCCCGUCUUGCACGCAACUCGGUCACCCUUGGCGAUUAUCGUCGGCCACUGCAAAUCAGCCAAUUCAUCAAGGAUGUCCACGCUGGGUUCCAGAUCCUGAACUUGAAGAACGACAGUCUUCGCAAGCGAAGCGACGGGAUCAAGUACAGGGUCAAAGAAGUCGAAGAUGUUGUCUACGACCUCAGCCUUCGAGGCUUGCUACCUAAAGACUGA